AUGGCAGCAGAUGCACUCUCUGCUCUUUUUCUGAUCAUUGUUACGAUAUUCAUUCCCCCUUUGGGAGUCUUCUUUAUUAGCGGUUGCUCUCCAGACCUUCUCAUCAACAUCUGUCUCACACUUCUUGGAUACUUUCCUGGUCAUAUCCAUGCUUUCUACUGUGAAUAUGCCUACUACGAUCGGCGUGCAAGGGGCCAACAGGGGCGCAUGGCUUGUUCCCCUGCCCCAGGCAUUUUCUCGAAGAGAAUCCAAAAUGGCGGCGACGUGACGGCUGAGUACUAUUACCCUGCUCCACCUGCUCAGACACCCGCGACAGUGGCCCCAAACUCGCCGUAUUCUCUCCCCCAAGUUCCCCCAACGCAACAAGAGUCAGGGUGGACCCGUUAA
Messenger RNA from Histoplasma capsulatum G186AR, 387 nucleotides. RefSeq lists its product as uncharacterized. The transcript is spliced from 3 exons. The record is from RefSeq and is a predicted model, not a curated record. NCBI's taxonomy places the organism in Eukaryota, Fungi, Ascomycota, Eurotiomycetes, Onygenales, Ajellomycetaceae. The coding region runs from base 1 to 387 and encodes 128 amino acids. Gene Ontology annotation, cellular component: membrane.